AUGACGACUGCUUUCAAUUUUCCCGAUCUGGAUAUCUCUCCCGUUUGCUUCGAAAGUGGAGGCGAUAUUGAUGAACGAGAACACCGAACAGUUGAUGGAAGAAAUCCUUCAUUGAAUGACGACGCUCUUCAUGCAGUCUUAGGGGGUUUGUCCAUUUCUGACUAUGAUAGUGGCAGAAGUCUGUAUGACUUCACACAUGGUCGAAAUUUUGCAGGUUUUGAAGACGAAGAGCCCUCCAAAGAGGGCCAUCCAUUUCCACAUCGGAGUUCUCAACUAAAUGGGAAGUCUACGGGUGCAGAUCGUUGUUAUCCUACAGAAACUGGAGAUUCCUUUAAUACUUCAUCUGAAGAAGUCUUCGCCGCUAUGGAAUGUGAGAUGAGGCAAUGGCUAAGUUCUGUAGUCGAAUCCUGUGGUAUCACGGGCAACUUGCGUGACUCCUUCAGUAAUAUUCUCAGUGGCUGUCGAGUAACGGUAGAGAUGGGAUGCUGCAAAGAGUCCGCUAAAGACGUGCGAUCACGUCUUCGUCGUAUGGGAGCCGUUGUUUCACGGCGUUUAAUGGGCACGACGACUCAUGUAGUUUAUUCCUUUGGCGGGAAACCGGCUGUUUUGAAACGUAUAUUUGCUCAGACGAAGAGACCUUUCCUUGUAGAUCCACACUGGGUAUAUGAGUGA
Angiostrongylus costaricensis is the source of this 672-nucleotide messenger RNA. Lineage: Eukaryota; Metazoa; Nematoda; Chromadorea; Rhabditida; Metastrongylidae. The record is from the annotation of a GenBank genome assembly.